Anneissia japonica is the source of this 1729-nucleotide messenger RNA. RefSeq names its product dual specificity protein phosphatase 3-like. Gene Ontology annotation, biological process: protein dephosphorylation; negative regulation of MAPK cascade. Bases 87 to 659 code for a protein of 190 amino acids. Gene Ontology annotation, molecular function: MAP kinase phosphatase activity; protein tyrosine/serine/threonine phosphatase activity. The record is from RefSeq and is a predicted model, not a curated record. Gene Ontology annotation, cellular component: cytoplasm. NCBI's taxonomy places the organism in Eukaryota, Metazoa, Echinodermata, Crinoidea, Comatulida, Comatulidae. The transcript is spliced from 4 exons.
UAGAUAAAGUGGAAGGUACCGAACCUAGGUAAUAGCCUAGCCUUAUAUAGUUAGAUAGAUUUAUAGCUAAUCAAGGGCAAAGCACCAUGGCUAGUGCUACGGAUGAUGCAUUACUUGAUGAUUUAUAUACGAUUUUUAACUCAACGGGUGUGAUUUUUAUGCCAUGUCGUGCAUAUGACGAAGUGUAUCCAAACAUAUUUGUAGGCGAAAGGGGGACAGCACUGAGUAUUUCUUUCUUGAAGAAGAUUGGAAUAACACACAUCUUGAAUAUGGCUGAGGGAAAAGGCUUUGGAAAAGUAGACACCUGUGCUGAAUACUACAAGAGUGAAGAUGAUGGUAGACAUUUAGUGUACCACGGGAUAAGGGCAACUGAUGUUCAGACUUUCAACAUUCUUCCAAUGCUUGAAGAAUCAGCUUCCUUUAUAAAAACUGCCAUAGACUCAGGAGGGAAAAUUCUUGUACAUUGUGUUGAGGGAUUCAGCAGGUCUCCGACGGCAGUUGCAGCUUACUUGAUGUUACACUGCGAUUACACGUUACAGAAUGCUUUGCGAACAAUCCGGUCCAGGAGAGAGGUCUGUCCCAACGAUGGCUUCCUUAAACAAUUGAUUACAUUACAAAAACAAAUUGAUGCCAAUAAGCAUGAAGCACCUGCAACAUGAGGGGGUGAUCAGGGUUGUGUGACAGGAGAGGUGAUCAGGGUUGUGAGAUGAGAGGUGAUCAGGGUUGUGUGACAGGAGAGGUGAUCAGGGUUGUGUGAUGAGAGGUGUGACCAGGGUUUUGUGAUAGGGAGGGGUGAUGAGAGUUGUGUAAAGGGAGGGGACAGGCUUUUAAUGAAUAAAGUAGCAAAAUUAUAAAUCAAAGAAAAUGUGUAUUUAGCAAGAUGAAUAUUUGCAAGGUCACUUUGAAACAUAUGCAAAAAAAAAAGUAUAGAUGAAAGUUUAAUAUUAAUUUUAUUAACUUUUUUUAAUGUAUAGCUCACAAAAAUUAAAUGAAUGUUUUAACUGAUGCUUAUUAUAUUUAACAAUUUUUAAAAAUUGUAAACAAUUAGUGGUAUGUAACUGCAUUCACUUGGGAUCUGAACCAAAAUUCUGACCAUGUUUCUGAUGCGCCGAACUGCCUUUCUUAUGUACUGGUCCUAUUUGAUGAUCGUUUUGAUAAGCUUUCCUAUCCUUAAAAUUUGGAUUUGAUCUGAAUUUACCUGAAAGUUUGAUUAAAAAUUAUUGAAAAUGUUGCAUGUUUUUUUUUUUGUUUUUUUUAAAUAUAUAUAUAUAGAAUCAUAAUUUAUAUAGCACCGGUAAAUUUGUAAAAUCAAUUCAACACAGAAACCAGGACUUUCAUAUAUAUUUUAUUUAGUAUGUGGCAAUUCAAAAGGUCUAUUCUAUAAUUUAUGUUGACAGGGGUCCCAAUUUGCAAGAACCCACAUCCAGCAAUGAAUUGAAUUAACACUUUUAGUAAUUAUAUUUUGCUGUUCAUGAUGAUACACAUUGGCACAGACUUCUGGUACCGGUAAACAAUUGAAAAUACAGUGUGAUGAAACAUGCAAAUAUUGUGAAUUUGCAGGAGAUUGGGUCAUUUUCCAGAUUUGUGGUUGCUCACGGGUGUGUGGGAAGCCUUUCAUAUUUCCGGGAGACUUAGGGCCCCUGUUAUCCAAAAGCUUAAUGGCUUAGCCAUUAUAUUUCUGUUGUCAACGUUGAUAUGGUUUUAAUAAAGGUGAAUAAAAUUGUAUUAA